Molecule: messenger RNA, 2023 nt
Organism: Oryzias melastigma (Indian medaka)
Lineage: Eukaryota; Metazoa; Chordata; Actinopteri; Beloniformes; Adrianichthyidae
Product: pyridoxal phosphate binding protein
Exons: 8
Coding region: 71-946 (291 amino acids)
Cellular component (GO): intracellular anatomical structure
Molecular function (GO): pyridoxal phosphate binding
Source: RefSeq, a predicted model, not a curated record
AUUUUGAAAGACUAUUGUCGUCACGACGCUCCCGUCACUCUGACGUCCUGUUGCGUCGCCGUGUGACGAUAUGUGGAAAGCAGCAAUGUCGGAGGAGGUUGGGAAGGCGAUCCAGUCUGUGUUGGAGCGGAUGACCCAGGCGGCGACGCGGCGUCCCCGGACCUUGCCGGCUGUCACACCUCGGCUGGUUGCUGUCAGCAAAACCAAGCCCCCAGAGAUGAUUGUGGAGGCCUACAGACACGGGCAGCGCAACUUUGGAGAGAACUAUGUCAAUGAGCUGGUGGAGAAAGCCUCUGACCCUCUGAUUUUAGAAUCGUGUCCUGAAAUCAAGUGGCAUUUUAUCGGACAUCUACAGAAGAAUAAUGUCAACAAGCUCCUAGGAGUUCCUAACCUGUUCCUCGUGGAGACGGUGGACUCCGCCAAACUGGCUGACCGGGUCAACAGCUCGUGGCAGCGCGUCAGAGGAGCCAACACUCAGAGGUUAAAGGUCAUGGUGCAGAUCAACACCAGUGCAGAGCAGAGUAAACACGGCCUGCCGCCGGAGGAGACGGUCAGCACGGUGAAGCACAUCGUGUCGCAGUGCUCCGCCCUGCACUUCUCAGGACUCAUGACCAUCGGGCGCUACGGUUACGACCUCACUCUGGGUCCCAACCCCGACUUUCAGAUGCUCUUGGGUCGGAGGCAGGAGGUGUGCGACAGUCUGAAGCUGCCGCUGGAGGAGGUGGAGCUCAGCAUGGGCAUGUCCACCGACUUCGAACACGCGAUCGAGGUGGGCGCCACCAACGUGCGCGUCGGCAGCAUCAUCUUCGGAAACAGGGAGUAUCCCAACAGCGCGGCCAACACCCCGAACCCCAGUCCGAGUCCGAGUCCCGCCCACAGCCCCGAGAAGACAUCCAAGGUGGUGUGUGAAGAAGCUGCCAAGAAGAUGCAUCAUCUCACCGUCUAAGCACACUGAAGCUGAGCUGGUUCUGCGUCGAGCCGCAGAUCCCAAGGAACUUUUCGGAAACGUAGCUACACAUCGGCUCGACGCAAACUGCUACAAGUUUUGAGGAUUUUCAGCUACUCUCCUCUUUUUCAGUAACUCUGUUGGGAUUAUUGAUGCAAUCCUGAGAAUCCUUCAGGCUCUUUAACUAAAUUAUCAUCUUUAAGUAAAUAAAAUGUGAAAUUUCACCCUGGAGUUCAGCUGGGACAUUCUCAAAGAUUGUAGAAAACUCUCAGCCGGAUAACUGCUAGGUCUGCUUUGGCUUCAGCAAAAACCUUUUACUGCCAUCUAGUGUUCAAAGGUGUCCCUGCACCUUCAAAGAGACCCAUAAACAAAGCGCUGGAAGAGCUUCAAAACCUUUGACCUUAGGAAAACUUUUGGAGAAAAAUAACGACUGAUUUACGUUAGGUUUGCAGGUUUUAUUGAACUUUAACUGGGAUUAAUUUAGCCUUUAGUCUUUUUAAGCUUUUUUUUUGGCUCAUAGAGGCGUUAAACUUUUCCGACUCCCUUCACAAUAAACGACACGACUAAACUUGGUAACAGAUGUCUGGAGAAUUUACUUUGUUGUUUUCUAACUCUUCAACCUAACUUGUGACAGUGCAGAAUUGUGCGUCAUGAACUGCACACAGGACACUAACAUUUUUAUUGUACAGCUGAAACAAAGACUUGUCUUAAUAAACCAUCUGUCCCUUUAUAAUGACACUCAGUAUUGUGUGUUUGAUAUGGUUUUUCGUAUGAUGUGCCAAACGUGUCAGAUCUUUAUUCUUGAUAUGAACAGAUGCGCGUGUUUCGUGUUGUUUGUGCGUCUGUGCUGUGCUGUAGUGUGUUGUUGGAGGUGUGAGAGAGUAAACCUAUGCAACAUGUUGGUCUUAAACAUGCAGCCUCUUAUUUUGUUUUUAAUUUUUUUGUCCGUUAAGUUUGUGGGAGGGGCUAAAGGGUCAGACGUGUGCUUGGUGUUUUAGGCGUUUUAUCAUUGUUUGGUUUGGACUUUGGUUCUGAUUGGAGCCAAAACCAAGCAAUAAAUUUUACUGUUCAAAAAUA